Diaporthe citri is the source of this 1023-nucleotide messenger RNA. RefSeq lists its product as uncharacterized. Gene Ontology annotation, biological process: monoatomic ion transport; mitochondrial transmembrane transport. Gene Ontology annotation, molecular function: monoatomic ion transmembrane transporter activity. Bases 1 to 1023 code for a protein of 340 amino acids. Gene Ontology annotation, cellular component: mitochondrial inner membrane. The record is from RefSeq and is a predicted model, not a curated record. NCBI's taxonomy places the organism in Eukaryota, Fungi, Ascomycota, Sordariomycetes, Diaporthales, Diaporthaceae. The transcript is spliced from 3 exons.
AUGUCGGCCUCCAUACCAGGCAACCGCGAGCUGCCCGAGUCGCAGUAUGACCUCAGCACGUACUGGGGCCGUGUCAGGCAAACUGCUGGCAUAACCGAUCCGAGGACAUUGCUAGUGGGCAAGACGGGACUCGAGCAGGCGAAGAAGGCCUUGGGAACUUAUAAGACGGGCCAGGUGCAAGAGAUGACACCAGAGCUAUGGCAGGCCAAGAAGAUUGUCGAUUCCACUCUACAUCCUGACACCGGAAACCCGGUCUUCCUGCCAUUCCGCAUGUCCAGCUACGUCCUCUCCAACCUGGUGGUGACGGCGGGCAUGCUGACUCCGGGUCUCGGGAAUACGGGCACUGUCCUGUGGCAGAUAGCCAACCAGUCCAUGAACGUGGCUAUCAACAACGCCAACGCAAACAAGUCCACGCCACUGUCGUAUUCCCAAAUUGCCCAGUCAUACUUCCUUGCCGUCGGCGCAUCCUGCUCCGUUGCAGUGGGCCUGAACUCCCUCGUUCCACGCCUUUCAAAUCUGCCACCAAACACCCGCCUGAUCCUGUCUCGGCUCGUGCCUUUCGCUGCAGUCGCGUCGGCAGGAGCUCUCAAUGUGUUUCUCAUGCGCGGUGAGGAGAUGCGCACCGGCAUCGACGUAUACCCCGUGCUGUCUGAGCAGGAGAAGCAGCGCCUGGCCAAGGAGGGCAAGGCCGAGAACGAAGUCCAGAGCCUGGGCAAGAGCAAGAAGGCCGCGCAGCUCGCGGUCGCCGAGACGGCCCUGUCCCGGGUGCUGAACAGCAGCCCGGUCAUGGUGAUCCCGCCAUUGAUACUGGUCAGGCUGCAAAAGACAGAGUGGCUGAAGAAGAACCCCAGGCUGACCACGCCGGUCAACCUGGGCCUGAUCCUGGUGACGAGUUACGCGGUGUUGCCGCUCGCGCUGGCGGCGUUCCCGCAGCGGCAGAGGGUGCGGGCGGAUAGCCUCGAGGAGGAGUUCCACGGGCACGGAGGAGACGGCGGGUUAGUGGUGUUCAACCGGGGCAUCUGA